Molecule: messenger RNA, 1359 nt
Organism: Fonsecaea erecta
Lineage: Eukaryota; Fungi; Ascomycota; Eurotiomycetes; Chaetothyriales; Herpotrichiellaceae
Product: mitochondrial-processing peptidase subunit beta
Exons: 4
Coding region: 1-1359 (452 amino acids)
Cellular component (GO): mitochondrion
Molecular function (GO): metal ion binding; metalloendopeptidase activity
Source: RefSeq, a predicted model, not a curated record
AUGGCGUCUCAGCGGCUGGCGCUGAACCUUCAGCGGUCCCUUCGAAGCAGAAAAGCUCUCAGUGCUAUCCAGUCCCCCCUCCGCCGCUACGCCAACCCUGUCACUCCCUCCAGAACUGAAAGCACCACUCUCUCGAACGGUCUCACGAUUGCGACCGAACAUUCGCCAUGGGCUCAGACCUCAACCGUCGGGGUUUGGAUUGAUGCCGGGAGUAGAGCAGAAACAGACAAGACCAACGGAACUGCACAUUUCUUAGAACAUCUCGCUUUCAAGCGUGAAAACACUGUUUACUAUGCCAAAUCUUUCAACUCCGAUGUUCCCAAGACCGUCGACAUCCUUUCCGACAUUCUGCAAAACUCUAAACUCGAGCCGGCAGCUAUUGAGCGCGAAAGAGAUGUGAUUCUCCGGGAGCAAGAAGAAGUCGACAAGCAAUUGGAAGAAGUGGUCUUUGAUCACCUGCAUGCAACGGCCUAUAUGCAUCAGCCUCUCGGCCGCACCAUCCUCGGACCCAAAGAGAACAUCGAGACGAUUUCUCGCCAGGAUCUGGUUGAUUAUAUUACCACCAACUAUACUGCUGACCGCAUGGUCCUCGUCGGCGCAGGUGGUAUUCCCCACGAGGAAUUGGUCAAGCUCGCCGAGAAACAUUUCGGACACCUGAGAUCCGCACCGCCGACAUCUUAUGCCGCUGAAGUUGCCGCCGAGCAGAAGCGUAAACCCCAGUUCAUUGGUUCUGAGGUCAGGAUAAGAGACGACACGAUCCCCACCGCGCACAUCGCCAUCGCCGUGGAAGGUGUCUCUUGGAAAGACGACGAGUACUUCCCCGCUCUCGUUACACAGGCCAUUGUCGGAAAUUGGGACCGGACGAUGGGCAAUUCUCCCUACCUUGGCUCAAGACUCAGCACCUUUGUGAAUGCAAAUAAUUUGGCCAACAGCUUCAUGAGCUUCUCCACGAGCUACAGCGAUACUGGAUUAUGGGGAAUUUACCUCGUUUCCGAGAACAAGACCCAAAUCGACGACCUCGUUCACUUCACACUGCGCGAAUGGUCCCGCCUCUCGUUCAAUGUCUCUGAAGCAGAAACCGAGCGCGCCAAAGCCCAACUCAAGGCCUCGAUCCUCUUGAGUCUUGACGGCACGACGGCCGUUGCCGAGGACAUAGGACGACAGAUUGUCACGACCGGCAGAAGAAUGGAUCCGGCCGAGAUCGAGCGGGUGAUCGGCCAAAUCACGGCAAAGGAUGUGAUGCGGUUCUGCCAGAAGAAGCUUUGGGAUCAGGACAUCGCGGUGAGUGCGGUUGGCAGCAUCGAAGGCUUGUUGGAUUAUAACAGGAUCCGGAACGAUAUGGCACGGAACUUGGCAUAA